ACAUUCUCAUCUUUACUUUCUCAUUUAAUUAGCCAAUUCUCUCUCUCUCUCCCCAUCUCCAUUGAAAAUCCAACACAGCUUCCAUUUCCUCUUCCUUUAACUGCCUUUUUAGUUUUCUUUCCUUUUUUCCCCAUACCUCGUAGCCAACCCAAACUCGCCGGUUUUUGCCUAACUAAAUCCUUCUCUGGUCUCCGGUUUGUUAACCGCAAGGUCUGAGUUUCUGUGAACAAACUAUUUAUAGUUGGAAGUUUGUUAUCUUAAUGAGUUAUGGUGUCAAGAUCGUGUCUGAAUAUUUUGGAUUUGGCCUCUGGGAAUCUGUUGGAAAUUCCUCAUACUCCAAGAUCUAUUCCUAGAGUGAUGACUGUCCCUGGGAUUAUCUCUGAUUUGGAUGGUUAUGGCAGUAAUGAUGGGGACUCAGAGAAUGCUUCAUCGAUUUGUCGUGAGCGGAUAAUUAUUGUGGCAAACAUGUUGCCUUUACAUGCUAAAAAGGAUCCAGAAACUGCCAAGUGGUUCUUCAGUUGGGAUGAAGAUUCACUUUAUUUGCAACUAAAGGAUGGUUUGUCCCCUGAAACUGAGGUUAUUUAUGUUGGGUCUCUAAAGGCUGAUAUAAAGGCUAGUGAGCAGGAAGAAGUUUCCCAACAACUGCUUGAGAAUUUCAACUGUGUCCCUACUUUUCUACCCCAAGACCUACAGAAGAAGUUUUAUCUUGGGUUCUGUAAACAGCAAUUAUGGCCUCUUUUUCACUACAUGUUGCCUAUGUGCCCAGACCAUGGCGAUCGCUUUGAACGUGUUGUUUGGCAGGCCUAUGUUUCAGCAAAUAAAAUGUUUGCAGACAAGGUCAUGGAAAUAAUCAGUCCCGAGGAAGAUUAUGUUUGGGUUCAUGACUAUCACUUGAUGCUUCUUCCAACCUUUCUGAGGAAAGCUUACAAUAGAGUCAAGCUUGGAUUCUUCCUCCACAGUCCAUUUCCUUCAUCGGAAAUAUACCGAACACUUCCAGUUCGAGAUGAAAUUCUGAGGGGGCUUCUGAAUUGUGACCUAAUUGGUUUUCAUACAUUUGAUUAUGCGCGGCACUUUCUCUCCUGCUGCAGCAGAAUGCUUGGCUUGGAUUAUGAAUCUAAGAGGGGACACAUUGGACUUGAUUACUUUGGCCGUACAGUGUACAUCAAAAUAUUGCCUGUAGGUAUACACAUGGGUCGGCUUGAAUCAGUAAUGAACCUUCCUUCUACUUCUGUUAAAGUCAAAGAAAUUCAAGAACAGUUGGGUGGGAGGAAAGUGAUUCUUGGUAUUGAUGACAUGGACAUAUUCAAAGGAAUCAGUCUGAAAUUAUUGGCAAUGGAACAACUCUUGCAACAACAUCCAGAGUUGCGGGGGAAAGUGGUCCUAGUUCAGAUUGUGAAUCCUGCAAGGGGAUCAGGGAAAGAUGUCCAAGAAGCAAAGAGGGAGACAUACUUAACUGCCAAAAGGAUCAAUGAAGUUUAUGGUUCACCCAAAUAUGAACCAGUCAUUCUGAUUGAUCGUCCUGUUCCUCGGUAUGAGAAGACUGCAUAUUAUGCUUUAGCAGAAUGUUGCAUAGUAAGUGCAGUGAGGGAUGGGAUGAAUUUAGUGCCCUAUAAAUAUAUCGUUUGCAGGCAGGGCACCCUGUAUAUGGACAAAGCCAUGGGCACAGCAUCAGAUUCUCCUCGCAAAAGCAUGAUUGUUGUUUCAGAGUUCAUUGGUUGCUCACCUUCUCUAAGUGGAGCAAUUAGGGUGAACCCAUGGGAUAUUGAUGCCGUGGCUGAUGCCUUGAAUUUGGCCAUCACCAUGCCAGAAUCUGAGAAGCAGUUGCGCCAUGAGAAGCAUUAUCGUUAUGUCAGUACUCACGAUGUAGCUUAUUGGGCACGCAGCUUUAUGCAGGAUUUGGAGAGAGCUUGCCAAGAUCAUUAUAAUAAAAGGUGUUGGGGAAUUGGAUUUGGCCUGGGAUUCAGAGUUGUGUCUCUUUCUCCUAGUUUCAGGAGGUUGGGUGUCGAGCACAUUGUCUCAGCUUAUAAACGGACAAAUAGAAGAGCAAUAUUUCUGGACUAUGAUGGUACUGUUGUUCCACAUACAUCUAUUGUUAAAAGCCCCAGCCCUGAAGUCAUGUCUGUUCUGACAACUCUAUGCAAUGAUCCAAAUAACACUGUAUUUAUAGUCAGCGGGAGAGCAAGAAAUUCAUUGAGCGAGUGGCUUGAUCCAUGUGAGAGAUUAGGAAUAGCAGCUGAACAUGGAUACUUCAUGAGGUGGGAUAAAACCUGUGAGUGGGAAACCAAGUCUGUUGCUGAUGAUCUUGAUUGGAAAAAUAUUGUGGAACCUAUAAUGGGACUAUAUACAGAGACAACUGAUGGCUCCAAUAUAGAGUUGAAGGAGAGUGCAUUGGUGUGGCACCAUCAAGAUGCAGACCCAGACUUUGGAUCCUGCCAAGCUAAAGAAUUGUUGGAUCAUCUUGAAAAUGUCCUUGCAAAUGAACCAGCUGUGGUUAAGCGGGGCCAACAUAUUGUUGAAGUUAAGCCACAGGGAAUAAGUAAAGGAUUUGUUGCUGAAAAGGUUCUUUUAAAUAUGGUUAAUCGUGGGAAGCCACCCGAUUUUGUAUUGUGCAUUGGUGAUGAUAAAUCAGACGAGGACAUGUUUGAGAGUAUACUAAGCACAGUUUCAGGACCAACUUUGACUGUGGCACCAGAGAUCUUCGCCUGCACUGUUGGGCGGAAGCCAAGCAAGGCUAAGUAUUAUCUAGAUGAUACUGUUGAUGUUGUGAAAUUGCUUCAAGGCCUUUCAGCUGCUUCGUGCCCAAAGCCCAAGUGUAUUGAAAACAUACUGGUUUCUUUUGAGAGUGCUAUUUGAGUAAGCUGGCACAUUUCAUGCGCUGGAAAAAUCAUUUUGAUUUUGAGGGUCUUCCACCUGUGAAUAAAGAUGAAUUCUGGCUGUUGAUUGAUUUGAGAUGAUGCACAGUGGAGCCUUGCCGGUGCAGUUCUGGUAUUAGGCAUCUCUUUACGUUGAUGAUUGGGGUAGAUGAAGAUGGAUCUCUGGGAGACAGGGGAUUGACUAUUUUUAUUGAGUUAUUCUUGUAUAGGUUGAGUUAUUCUUGUAUAGGUUGAGAUAAGUUCUUGCAUUUACUGCCUUAGUGGUGCCGGUAGGAGUUGUCCUCAGUAGCUGCCUUUCAAAUUUUCACGGUAACUCUCCCCCCUCUCCCAUUUCCCUUUUCCUCGUUUCAGAUUAUGAGCCACCAUUACGAUGUAUAGGUACACUGUUGUUAUCACAAUACGCAUGUCAAUUUGAUACUAAAAUUCCUAUGGGUUUAUUAGUAGCAAGUAGAGACAGGAGAUUAAUUUCCGAUGACAUUGAAGCAUUGGAGGUUGGUGGCAACGGCAUGUUGUAAAUAGUUAUGCAUACAACCAUCUUUGAAUAUUUCGAUUUUCAAUAGAAAAUGUUGCUUUCUUAAA
Molecule: messenger RNA, 3452 nt
Organism: Manihot esculenta (cassava)
Lineage: Eukaryota; Viridiplantae; Streptophyta; Magnoliopsida; Malpighiales; Euphorbiaceae
Product: probable alpha,alpha-trehalose-phosphate synthase [UDP-forming] 9
Exons: 4
Coding region: 268-2853 (861 amino acids)
Biological process (GO): trehalose biosynthetic process
Cellular component (GO): cytosol
Molecular function (GO): catalytic activity
Source: RefSeq, a predicted model, not a curated record